Molecule: messenger RNA, 1262 nt
Organism: Fusarium oxysporum Fo47
Lineage: Eukaryota; Fungi; Ascomycota; Sordariomycetes; Hypocreales; Nectriaceae
Product: mitochondrial carrier domain-containing protein
Exons: 2
Coding region: 115-1113 (332 amino acids)
Biological process (GO): transmembrane transport
Molecular function (GO): oxoglutarate:malate antiporter activity
Source: RefSeq, a predicted model, not a curated record
CCAGUCUCAAGCAGCUCAUCCUACCCAUCCUCUUAGACGACGACUCACUCGAAUCGAACUCGUCUUGACUUAGAUCGACCUCUCCUCGAACCGAACCCACCUUACCCAUUCAUCAUGAGCCAAUCACUUAAGCAAGCAGCUGAAUCAGCUCGCUCAAAGACCAGCGAUGUGUUGGGAGCUGCUCGAGGUGACUCGGCCGCUAUUGCCAAUGAUAUUCUUCACACUCCUCUCAUGAGGGCCGCUCUCCCCUUCAUCAAUGGCGGUAUCAGCGGUAUGGUGGCCACGACUGUCAUCCAGCCUGUCGACAUGGUCAAGGUCCGCAUUCAACUCGCUGGCGAGGGAACUGCUUCUGGCCCUAAGCCUUCUCCUCUCUCCGUCACUCGACAGAUCAUCGCCAGUGGAAAGGUCCUUGACCUGUACACUGGUCUCUCAGCUGGUCUUUUGCGCCAGGCUGUCUACACCACUGCCCGCUUGGGCAUGUUCGACACGCUCAUGGGAAACCUGUCCGCCCGAGCCAAGGCUGAUGGUCGCUCAGUCGGUUUCUCCGAGCGAGCUACUGCUGGUCUCACUGCCGGUGGUAUCGCUGCCAUGAUUGGUAACCCUGCUGAUCUGGCUCUCAUCCGAAUGCAGAGUGACGGCCUCAAGCCCCUGGCCGAGCGAAAAAAUUACAAGUCCGUCAUUGAUGCUCUCACCAGCAUCGCCAAGAGCGAAGGUGUCGGUGCUCUCUGGGCCGGUGCUGCUCCCACAGUCGCACGAGCUAUGGCUCUCAACUUUGGUCAGCUCGCUUUCUUCAGUGAAGCGAAGGUCCAACUCAAGAACAACACCGAUCUCUCUGCCCGCACCCAGACUCUCACUGCCAGUGCAAUUGCUGGUUUCUUCGCCUCUUUCUUCUCGUUGCCCUUCGACUUUGUCAAGACACGACUCCAGAAGCAAUCCAAGGGACCCGACGGCAAACUUCCCUACCGCAGCAUGAUGGACUGCUUCUCCAAGGUUGCUAAGCAAGAGGGUCUCGGCCGCUUCUACCGUGGUUUCGGUACAUACUACGUCCGCAUCGCUCCUCACGCUAUGGUGACAUUGAUCGUUGCUGAUUACCUUGGCUGGAUCACCAAAUAAACAAACGACUCGACAAAUGAGAAAUGAACGGUUGUCCGGAUAGAAUUCGACACCAUCCAAGGCGUUAUCUGGCGUGGGGCAUUGUAAAUGGGAUUAUUUUAUGGAUAGGAGCUGUAGGAUACCAUUGCUGCUACCUUUUAGGUCUUUCU